Molecule: messenger RNA, 3312 nt
Organism: Pocillopora damicornis (cauliflower coral)
Lineage: Eukaryota; Metazoa; Cnidaria; Anthozoa; Scleractinia; Pocilloporidae
Biological process (GO): cell-matrix adhesion
Cellular component (GO): extracellular region; basement membrane
Molecular function (GO): peptidase inhibitor activity
Source: RefSeq, a predicted model, not a curated record
CAGGUUAGCCUUGGUGUGCACUCAUGGCUCUAGAAUGUUGCGAUGCAGGCGAGGAACCAUUCUUUACUUUAUGGACAUCAAAGCAAAUCACGUCCAAGCCCCCAACCAUAAGUGCAGUCGUCAUAGAGAAAACCAUGGCAACAACACAGUGGCACGUAAUCGUCUUUGUAACGUGACGAAGAUGAUCGAAGAAUUACGCAGCCGUUGCCAAGGGAGAAAGGAUUGCUGGAUAAAACUAAGUGGAAGCCUCAUUGGGAAAGCUUGCACAAGAGAGGUGGCAUUCUUACGGGUGAAAUACACUUGUGAACAAGGAGUAAAUGAUUCGGUUGAAAAUCCUGAGAGACCAGACCAUCCAACGUAUUCGGAUCACCUUGACAAGCUUUGCCCUGAGACUUAUGACGAAGAAACAGAUGAUGUCAGUGGUGAUGAUGAUAGUAACGCAUAUGAUGACUACGUUAAUGAUGUUGAUGAUGGCUGGAGUGAUAAUGAUGACGAUGAGAACUACCCCACUGGAUAUGACGAAGACGUUCAUGAUAUUCUUGACGAUGAGAUGGCUCAGAUCAACGGUUUCCUGUCCAAGCUGUUUGAGCACAAGAGCGGAAAAGAUCACCGCCCGCGGUAUAACUGGAUCAAACAACCUGACUUGUACAACGAAUUCAAAUUUAAUUUUUCUUCAGUUUGCCCGCAGAAUCAACCACUGCUGUCGAAUUGCAACCAGAGACUGUGCGAGGAUGUGAGGUGUGACAAUCGGAGGAAUGUAAGGUGCAGGGUAAACCCAUGUGGUACUUGCAGACCCGAGUGUUACGACGUGGAAGGAAACAAAGUGCAGACUCCUCGAGCCUUAACAAAGUGCGAGUAUCAGCGUAGAGAGAUGCGCCACCAAAGUUUUCGUGGCCACGUUCCGAGAUGCAAAGAAGACGGAAGCUUUGCUGAAAUUCAGUGCUAUCACGAGGUCAAGAUAUGUUGGUGUGUUGAUAAAGAAGGAAGAGAGAGGAAUGGUACGAGACAGAAAGGAGCCCCCUCAAACUGUAGCGCAGGGGGCCAAGUCUUGUCACCUUGUCAAACAGCCCAGCUCAGCAACAGAGACCUCAAAAAACAUCUCCGUGUGAUGUCUAAGAGGUACGAAAGGACCGCAAAGACUUUAAGACUUAGAGCACAAAAUGCGACCCAAAGGAGGCAGCAAAGGAAUGAAAGCUGGCAAAAUAUUAGGCAGUGGUCGCAACGGGCAAGAACCUGCCGCAAACUUGCGCGGAUAACUCGCCAGCACGCGGUGAAUACAACUGUUCCGAAUUGUGCUGCAGACGGAAGUUAUGACAGCAAACAGUGUGCAUGGUCUAAAAAAUUCUGUUGGUGCGUUGACGAAAAUGGGGGGCCAAGGGGAAAAAAGCAAUUAAAGCGAUAUGAAAAACUCAACUGUUCCAGGACUGCAGCUGACAAACCAGGUAUGUGCCCUGUUAUGCCAACGUCCGCCGCCUACAGGUGUAAAUCCCAAUGUGCGACUGACGCGGACUGUGAAGGGGAACACAAAUGCUGCAUGAUGGGAUGUGGGAGGAGGUGUGUUCCUCCGAACGAACCAGUGUGCCCUAAGGACAAGCCUUUCAAACUGUGCAUCUAUGACAAAUGCCUCUCAUCCCCAGGCUGUUUCAAUCAUCCCACAGCUUAUUGUCGAAUGAAUUAUUGUGGAGGAUGCGUCGCUGAAUAUUUUGAUAAACAAAAUCGAAAAGUAGACUGCAGUAAUGGAACUCAGUGCCAAAUUCAGCGACAUUCGGCCUCAGAAGUGUACAAGAAGAAGUUUUUCGGAGUCUUUGGUACUCUGCCAGUGGUCAUUCCAGGAUCUCAAGUUGAAGACUACGGUCCAGGUAGCGUAGGAGGACAGGAUGAAAAUGGUGGUAGCCAAACCGGCAUUAAUGUUGGCAACCCAGGUAUACAGAAUGGAUUUGGAAAUGGCGCCUUGGGAUCAAGUGGAUCACGUGGUUCACGUGGUCCAUGUGGAUUCAGUGGUUCAAGUGGAUCUAGUGGAAGUAGAAGAUUCAGAACCCGAAGAAGAGGGAAAGGAUCCAUCAAUGGAUUUCGCAAAGGAGAUCAAUCUGGACAGGAAAGACGUACAAGCAAUAACAACGAAAACAAUGGAAGGGAGGAAGACCUUGGUGUGUUCAUCCCUGUGUGUAAUUCAAAGGAUGGAGCGUUCAUAACAGAACAGUGUAACACCACGGCUGGUGUAUGUUGGUGUGUGGACGGAAAUGGUCGAGAAAUACUUAACACGCGCGAAAAGGUGGAAAGAGGAAAGAGAAACUGUACAGCAGCUGUUAUCAAGUUCAAAAGCGAUGAAAAGAAAGGUGUCAAACGUGGAGAAGGAAAGAAGGGGCAGAAUGAAUUGAGGGUGGCAAAAGUGACUUUAAGACUGGCGGGAGACUAUGAUGAAGUCGCUGCGAACAAAGAACGUUUUAUCAGGUACGUAGAGGACGAAAUUGUCAAGAAGUCUAAUAAUAGGAUCAAGAAGAAGCAAAUUCGGAAUAUCAAGCUCGAAAGGGAAGGCAUCAAAGUGACAUUCGAAAUCGUCGAAGAUAGUGAGUCUACGGCUACGCUGGAUGAAAUCUUGGUAACGUUGGAAAGUCAUAUUAGAUCCAAGAAUUUUGUGGUCAAGAUGCAAGACAAAGAAUACCCUUCGGAUGGAGCCUUUCAUGUUUCGUUGUAUGUUCAGCGUGAUGACGACCGAAAAGAGUCUGAACCCAAACGUUUGCUGGCGAUGAUAGACGCAGCUACUAUCGGGGCCUUUAGUGGGAUUAUCCUUUUUGGAGCAGUGUUGUUCGUUUUGAAGCUCUGUCUCCGAAGGAAGAAGAAAGACCCUGAGAACUGGCAAGACAAGGUUGAGGAGAAGCCUCCGGUGGAACAGUACGUCAUGCCGGGGCCCGAGGCAGUGACGAAUCUGCCUCCUAAGACUGGGCCUGAGCUGGAGACAGGGCUAUCAUCAAAGCCUGACUCUCAGGAUCAUGUUUGAACUAAGAUGUCGAAUUUUUCCUUUUGUAGCUUGCAACAGUAAAAUGCAAUGACUUUACUUGGUAAACAAUUGAAAGUGUAGUGCUUUUUAUAAGGCUUCGCAUUAAUGAGAAAGUUAAAGUUGGAAUAGUUUAGAAAAUUUCUAGCCAUCUCGCCUGUGAGAGAGUUAAGGGAAGGAGAAGGGCCCUUCAGUAUUGAGCUCCCUUCUGAAGGAAGAAUGGAGAGCGAGUUUUUCAAGCCGUUGUAGUUUUACCAUUUACGCAUGUAACCAUUUGUUGAUCACUCUGCUGAUUAAUAAUAAACCUUUGAUCGAAA